CGGCUCUUGCGAUUGGUUGGGACGACGCCGAGAGCCUAUCCUCAGCUGACUCAAUAGGAACCAGCUCUUGGGGUUUUUUAUUUCUUUAUUUUUUGCAAGAGUUUCAGUUUAGGCAGAAAAACCUGGAGAAAUCAGGGCGCUGGAGCAGGGCUGACAAGAGGAGAAGAGAAGCGGUGGUAAGGUGCAGGAAGAAGAGGCGCAGGAAGAAGCGUGGAUUAAAAGAGUUAAAAGAAGACAAGGAGUUAAACGAAGAGGCGAAAAGGAGAAGGAAGAGGAGGGUCUGACGAGCAAGGCUGCAACUGCUGUAGCAGGGACCACGUUUCCUGCGCUUUUGGAGAUAAGCGCAAAAAGGCGCAAAAAGAGGGAGCCUUUUGUGGAAAGUGGCAGCCCAGGAGCAACCCCAGGAGUUAAGGGGCUGCUGGGUCUGGGGUUCCCCCCACCCCGAGCUGCAACAUCUUGGAGGCACGGAUCGCCACCAGCUGGCGCUGUUCGUGGCUGGCUGGGUGGGCGAAGAACUCAUUUGCACAUUGACCGCCCCGCUGGUUUGCCCGAACCCUUUUUUGCAAGGUAUUUUUUUAAAUAAAGGGAGUUUUGGUAGGCAAGAAAACGCGUCGAAGAACUCGUCGAAGAUGAGACAAGAUGUCUGACAAAAUGUCUAGCUUUCUGUACAUCGGGGAUAUCGUCUCCCUCUAUGCCGAGGGCUCGGUGAACGGCUUCAUCAGCACUCUGGGGCUGGUGGAUGACAGAUGCGUGGUUCAACCAGAGGCAGGUGAUCUUUGCAAUCCUCCUAAGAAAUUCAGAGACUGCCUUUUUAAGGUAUGUCCUAUGAACCGAUACUCUGCACAGAAACAAUACUGGAAAGCCAAGCAAGCAAAACAAGGGAACCACACGGAAGCCGCAUUGCUGAAGAAGCUGCAACAUGCUGCAGAACUGGAACAAAAGCAGAAUGAAUGUGAGAACAGGAAACUGCUGGGUGAAAUUGUGAAGUACAGCAACGUCAUACAGCUACUUCACAUAAAAAGCAACAAAUACCUUACAGUGAAUAAGAGGUUGCCAGCCCUAUUGGAGAAGAAUGCUAUGCGGGUCUCUCUGGAUGCUGCUGGGAAUGAGGGGUCCUGGUUUUACAUCCAGCCCUUUUGGAAACUGAGGAGUGAAGGUGACAAUAUUGUUGUAGGGGACAAAGUUGUGCUGAUGCCGGUCAAUGCAGGGCAGCCUCUUCAUGCCAGCAACAUAGAACUUCUGGAUAACCCUGGGUGCAAAGAGGUAAAUGCGGUCAACUGCAAUACCAGCUGGAAGAUAACUUUAUUCAUGAAAUACAGUUGCUACAGAGAAGAUGUACUCAAAGGUGGAGAUGUUGUCAGAUUGUUCCACGCAGAACAGGAGAAGUUUCUGACCUGUGAUGAGUAUCAGAAGAAGCAACAUAUCUUCCUUCGGACAACACUGCGUCAGUCAGCCACUUCUGCAACUAGUUCUAAAGCUCUGUGGGAAAUAGAGGUGGUGCAUCAUGAUCCAUGCCGUGGAGGAGCAGGGCAAUGGAACAGCCUGUUCAGAUUUAAACAUCUAGCGACUGGAAACUACUUGGCUGCAGAGCUUAAUCCACACUAUCCAGAUGGUAGUAAUGGGGAAAAGGCUUUGAGAGACAGCGAACUUCUCAUUCCAAAGAAGAAACGACAUGCUGGGGAAAAAAUUAUGUAUACGCUGGUGUCUGUGCCACAUGGAAAUGAUAUUGCCUCUCUUUUUGAACUGGAUGCUACCACCCUUCAGCGAGCUGACUGCCUGGUUCCAAGAAAUUCUUAUGUGCGACUGAGACACCUGUGCACCAACACAUGGGUCACCAGUACCAGUAUCCCAAUAGACAAAGACGAAGAAAGGCCUGUGAUGUUAAAGAUUGGGACCUGCCAAACGAAAGAAGACAAGGAAGCAUUUGCUAUUGUGUCUGUUCCUCUGUCUGAGGUUAGAGAUUUGGAUUUUGCUAAUGAUGCCAACAAGGUUUUAGCAUCCACAGUUAAAAAGUUGGAGAAUGGCUCUGUAACUCAAAAUGAAAGGAGGUUUGUAACCAAGCUGUUGGAAGAUCUCAUUUUCUUUGUUGCUGAUGUGCCCAAUAAUGGCCAGGAAGUGUUGGAUGUGAUGGUCAUUAAGCCCAACCGAGAGAGGCAAAAAUUAAUGAGGGAACAAAAUAUAUUGGCACAGAUAUUUGGGAUCUUGAAAGCUCCAUUUAAAGACAAAGCGGGAGAAGGAGCCAUACUGAGACUUGAAGAUCUGGGCGACCAGAGAUAUGCCCCAUACAAAUACAUGCUGAGGCUUUGUUACAGAAUCCUCCGGCAUUCCCAGCAGGACUACAGGAAAAACCAGGUUUUUCUCUUGCCUUCUCAUGUGGCUACAUAAUUGUAUACAGUGGACUCCUUGGUUGUGCUUACAAAUUCAUUGAAUCCAGUGGAAUGACUGCUGCAGGAGAGUAAUGCCAACUUGAUUUUAUGGAAC
This is a messenger RNA of Podarcis muralis (Common wall lizard), 2481 nucleotides long. The record is from RefSeq and is a predicted model, not a curated record. NCBI's taxonomy places the organism in Eukaryota, Metazoa, Chordata, Lepidosauria, Squamata, Lacertidae.